GGUUUCAGAUCAAAAAGAGUGAAAGUGAAAGUAAACGCUGAGGGUAUUGUUUUUGCGACUUCCUCGUGUAGGCUAAUAAGCGUCGAAUAUCCCUGAGUUGGGAUCAUCUUUUCAUGUUUUGAUGACAUUGAAACCUGUUAAUAAUGUAGAAAUAGUUUUCGCAAGACAUAUUUGAAAUGACAUUGAGACGUUUGAUUGUGCUCUGGAUCGUGGCAUCAUCUGAAGCCUUUCUGCUACAGGGUCCCUCUGGUCCUCUGACGGCAAAGCUGGGAGGUUCUGUUCUGCUGCCCUGUUCUGUGGAGACCCCCUUACCUCUGGAGGAGCUGGAGGUGGAGUGGAGAAGAACAGACUCAGAUGUGCUGGUGCACCUGUUCCAGGAGGGAGAAGAGAGACCAGAGUCACAGGACUAUGCCUUCAGGGGAAGAGCCCGUUUUGUCACAGAGUUAGCAGCUGGAAAUUACUCUCUGCUCCUCACAAAUACAACCCUUGGAGAUGCAGGAGUUUACAUCUGUAAAGUGUUUACAAAUUUGAAAUCAGAUGAAGUCACAGCUGAAAUUAGAUACAUUGAGCGUCUCGUAGUGAGAGGGGCAGGUGCUGUCUCUGCCUAUGUGGGUGACGAGGUGAUUCUAGACUGCUCUGUGGACUCCCACAUCCCCCCUGAGAGACUGCAGAAGGUCGUCUGGAAGAGAACAGACCAGGAGAUCAUAGUGCUGCUUUACCAAGAUGGUGAGUCCCUACAAAACUCCACCCAUGAGAGAUAUCAAGGCAGAGCAGAAUUCUUCACCACAGAAAUCCCCAAAGGCAACUUCUCUUUGAAAUUGAAGGAUGUCAGUCCUAAAGACAGAGGAGAGUUCAUCUGUGAAGCCCACAGUGAUCAUCUAUCAGCCAACACUACUGUUGUUUUACAGGGACUGGAUGCUGUGCCAGUGCUCAUCAUGGCAUGUCUGUUGUGUGUCAUUGCUCUUGUAUUGGCACUUGGACUUGGGGUUCCUGCAUUCAUCCAGUUAAUGAAAAAUGUGGCACCCGGACGCUACCUAGCAUAUGUGGGACGGGAGGUGGUUCUGCCCUGGGAUCCAAAAGGUUUACAAGGAAGGUCAUUGGUCAGCGUAACCUGGAAGAGGCUGGAUCAAGAUGUUUUAAUGUACCAGAAUGGUGUUGUCUCACCAGACUCUCCACAUCACAGAUUUCAGUUUAUAGAUAUCCAAAAGUUCGAGUGUUCACUAAAACUGAUGGACGUUAAAACUGAGGAUGAGGGAAUGUACAUCUGUGAAAUAUGCACAAAUGUGGAUUCAAAAACCAACACUGUACCACUGCAAGUGUAUAAUGGAAGGACAAUGUUGAUGCAUUACUCACUGGUCUUCUGUCCAAACAUCAUUAUGUUCAUUGCAUUCAUGCUAUAUGGUGUGAAACGAGGUUUUGUUGAUGACAUUGUUACAUGUGCAACAGUCAAUUUUGUUCGAUUUCUUCUGGUGUUAAAGACUGCUCCCUAUCUGGACUUACUUCCUGCAUGUCCAAAAAGAUAUAUAAAGUCUGUUAGUGUCCUACUUCAAUACUUUAUUGUUGCUGGGGUACUAUUUUCAGGUGUUUUUGCUGACAUUUCAUUCGCUGGUGCUAGCACAUACUUUCUGUGGUUCAUUAUUGGGAUCAACUUGUUCUACAGUGCUAUGGGCGCUUUGUUUGGUUCUGGUAUUUAUGUUUUUGAAUAUUGGGGCUUUACAUAUGUGGACAUAAUCAACUGGAUCCUGUUAUGGCUGAUAGUUGUUGGAUAUUCAACCUUCAAUUUAAGCAUGUAUAUCGUCACAUUAGCCGUUACUCUUGGAGUGGAGGUGCUGUUUCAGAUGCAACAAUUAGAGCAAUAUGAGAAGUGGUAUGCAAUUUCGACCAUCCUGUUAGUUGUCCUUUUUCCAACAUAUGUUAUUACAUUAUUCUAUUACCUUUUCUGGAUUUUGGCCAGUAAACCAGGUGGUCCUGGAUUGAUGUGCGGGAAUGUAUUGCUCUACAGUCUUACUGCUGCUUCAGGCUUUAACCAUCCCCGGACGACAGCAGAUAUCCCCAUUCCUCACGUUUUUGUGUACAUAUUUGGAGCUGCUGCCCUUCCAGUAUUAAAUUCAGCUGCGCUGACAACAGACUUAAUCAUGAAAUUGGGGACAGGCUCACGAAUGUUCAGUGAUUUGCAGGUUAUUAUUCUGCCAUGUGAAUGUGUCUUUGUUUCUGGAUGGCUUGCCCUGCAGCCUUAUCACUACUGGAUAAAGAAAAGAGAAAAAAUAAAAGAACAGCUCAAAGGGAUGUCUGAGAAAAUCAGAUGUAAAGACUCUAAGACACAGGACCCCUAAGGGAUCACAUGUUUGGAGUCAAUUACCUGUCUAGGGUAAAAGGGAAAGAUUCCAUGAUAUUAAUAUAGCAUCAAAAUCCCUUGAGUGUAAAUAUUCUUUGUUAUAUUUUAUAUGUUUUGUUUUCCUGUUUUUGUUUUUCAAUUUUGAGAAAAAUGAAUUUUGUGUUUAUUAUGAAUAUUUUAUUAUUUUUACAACUGCAAAUAAAUUCUGUAUAUUUAUAUUAAUCCCAUACACACACAAAUGCAAUACAAUGCUUGCCAAACUAAAGUUAUAUCAAAGCGCUGUUCAUUUACAAAAUAAAAAGAAAUAAUACCCGCGAGAACAUUUCAGUAUUACUCUGACUGUGUGUGUGUGUGUGUGUGUGUGUGUGUGUGUGUGUUAGUUCUUACAGUAUAUGUGUAGGUGUUUCAGCUGAUACAUUUUGUCUUUUAUCAUCAAUGAAACAAAGCAACACAUUUUCUGAAAGCGUAUACCCCAUUAGAUGUGAUGUAAAAUGAGUUGCAUGACCCAUGUCCCACCAUCCUCCGUACUUUGUUGCACCAUGAUCUGUACAUUGUCCUGUACUGCAUAUAGGUGAGCCAAGGGUAUGGCUGACACAUUUGACCUGUGCCAUUAAGGAACAACAACCUCUAUAAUACUCUUUUGCCUAUUUUCAAAAUGGUUAAAUAUGAUUUCAGGCAUCUCCCACCCUCCUCCAUACUAGGUAAACCAUGUAUACAUCUUACAGUUUUUUCCAAUCGUUUACACACAAUUUUGAAAACGGGGCUCUUUUUGUCUAAACAUAUCACACAAUUAACCAAACACAACACCCAAUCAGCAGAACAUAACAGAUUGUUAGCAAAAUUAAAUAUUUCUGUCAAAACAAUAAACACAUUGAUAAAACCUUAUACUGUUCUCAUAUCAUUAACACAUUCUUUGAAUGAUUCCACACUGUCGCUAUCUUAUACACACCGACACAAUAAAUUCAAAACACAUCUGUAAAAACCCUCUUCCAAUAUAUGGAUCUUAUUCAGACAUAUUGUUUGAGAGCAUUAGGAUAAUUUAGAUGACAAAAAUAUUUUGAUGAACCCUCAUCAAGCAAUGCACAAAACUGAUGCUGCAGACAAUAUUUAUUUCUUUCACUGAACCAUAUGUUCAGUUACAGUGACAAGUCAAUCAACAGAAAAUGCCAAAAUUAUAGUUCUUGCUACUGUAAAGUGUAGAAAAAUUAAAAUCUGUACACAAACAAAAAGUACUGUACACUUACAGUCACUGAAGAAAAACUAAAGCAACAAUACAAACAAGUAACAACAAUACAUAAUACUCUAAUCAUCUCUCUGUCUAGCUGGAUCAGGCCAUAAGAGUUCACCACAUCACAGGCUAUGGGUGCCUCUCAUUUGGGCUUUUAUACGUCCUCCCUCGCUCCUCUGGCCUCGAUCCUCACUGAUCGACAUAGUGAAUGAUGGGGCGAAAACAAUGGGAUAGUCUAUCCAGUGUUAGUUAUAGAUCAGUGGGAACGCCCCUCGAGGAUCGAGCAUAACACACCUGAGUGCUGCGUUUUCAAUUUUGCACAUGUGUGCUUACACACCUGGUGGAUGUGGUUAUUCAAUUUGUUCAUUGGUGUGGUCAUUGGCAAGCCAGGGCUUUAUAAUGACAAGGAAGUACCUAACAAUCUUUAUCUGUGUCUAAGGUGUGAAAAUGUGUUUUACGUUUUGACAUUCACUGUUUGUAAUGUUUCGCAAAAAGUGUGAAGCUGAAUUUGUGCUUACUGUUGUACUACUCUGCGCAGGCGUUUUGCUUCUUAAGUGUUAAGUAUUGUUAACUGUCUGUUAAUCUUGAUUUUAGUGUGUAAACGAUUGGAAAAAACUGUAAAUAAAGCACAUAAU
Messenger RNA from Sardina pilchardus (European sardine), 4198 nucleotides. RefSeq lists its product as uncharacterized. Gene Ontology annotation, biological process: T cell costimulation; negative regulation of T cell proliferation; positive regulation of T cell proliferation. The transcript is spliced from 18 exons. Bases 177 to 2333 code for a protein of 718 amino acids. The record is from RefSeq and is a predicted model, not a curated record. NCBI's taxonomy places the organism in Eukaryota, Metazoa, Chordata, Actinopteri, Clupeiformes, Clupeidae. Gene Ontology annotation, cellular component: external side of plasma membrane.